This is a messenger RNA of Plenodomus lingam JN3, 171 nucleotides long. Lineage: Eukaryota; Fungi; Ascomycota; Dothideomycetes; Pleosporales; Leptosphaeriaceae. The record is from RefSeq and is a predicted model, not a curated record.
AUGCCAGCCAAUGGCAAGGAGUGCCGCUUUCUAUUCUAUCCAAGAAAGGGAUUGGGAUUGUGUCCAAAGUGCACAGCCUCAAAUGUUGCGCUAUACUGUGUACUAUGUGGUUGGGCGUCGGGGAUCGGCGCAUUAUUUCCGCCGAUGCACAAGGUUCUUGUAUACGGUUAA